AUGUUAGAGCAGAAUGAACUACUCAUGUUAGAGCAGAAUGAACUACUCAUGUUAGAACAGAAUGAACUACUCAUGUUAGAACAGAAUGAACUACUCGUGUUAGAACAGAAUGAACUACUCGUGUUAGAGCAGAAUGAACUACUCAUGUUAGAACAGAAUGAACUACUCGUGUUAGAGCAGAUUGAACUACUCAUGUUAGAGCAGAAUGAACUACUCAUGUUAGAACAGAAUGAACUACUCGUGUUAGAGCAGAAUGAACUACUCGUGUUAGAGCAGAAUGAACUACUCGUGUUAGAGCAGAAUGAACUACUCAUGUUAGAGCAGAAUGAACUACUCAUGUUAGAACAGAAUGAACUACUCGUGUUAGAGCAGAUUGAACUACUCAUGUUAGAGCAGAAUGAACUACUCGUGUUAGAGCAGAAUGAACUACUCAUGUUAGAGCAGAAUGAACUACUCAUGUUAGAGCAGAAUGAACUACUCGUGUUAGAGCAGAAUGAACUACUCAUGUUAGAGCAGAAUGAGCUACUCAUGUUAGAACAGAAUGAACUACUCGUGUUAGAACAGAAUGAACUACUCAUGUUAGAGCAGAAUGAGCUACUCAUGUUAGAACAGAAUGAACUACUCGUGUUAGAACAGAAUGAACUACUCGUGUUAGAGCAGAAUGAACUACUCAUGUUAGAGCAGAAUGAACUACUCAUGCUAGAGCAGAAUAAACUACUCGUGUUAGAGCAGAAUGCACUACUCAUGUUAGAGCAGAAUGAACUACUCAUGUUAGAGCAGAAUGAACUACUCAUGUUAGAACAGAAUGAACUACUCGUGUUAGAGCAGAAUGCACUACUCAUGUUAGAGCAGAUUGAACUACUCAUGUUAGAGCAGAAUGAACUACUCAUGUUAGAGCAGAAUGAACUACUCAUGUUAGAGCAGAAUGAACUACUCGUGUUAGAACAGAUUGAACUACUCAUGUUAGAGCAGAAUGAACUACUCAUGUUAGAGCAGAAUGAACUACUCAUGUUAGAACAGAAUGAACUACUCAUGUUAGAGCAGAAUGAACUACUCAUGUUAGAACAGAAUGAACUACUCAUGUUAGAGCAGAAUGAACUACUCAUGUUAGAGCAGAAUGAACUACUCGUGUUAGAGCAGAAUGAACUACUCAUGUUAGAGCAGAAUGAACUACUCAUGUUAGAACAGAAUGAACUACUCAUGUUAGAGCAGAAUGAACUACUCAUGUUAGAACAGAAUGAACUACUCAUGUUAGAACAGAAUGAACUACUCAUGUUAGAACAGAAUGAACUACUCGUGUUAGAGCAGAAUGAACUACUCGUGUUAGAGCAGAAUGAACUACUCAUGUUAGAACAGAAUGAACUACUCAUGUUAGAACAGAAUGAACUACUCAUGUUAGAACAGAAUGAACUACUCGUGUUAGAGCAGAAUGAACUACUCGUGUUAGAGCAGAAUGAACUACUCGUGUUAGAACAGAAUGAACUACUCAUGUUAGAGCAGAAUGAACUACUCGUGUUAGAGCAGAAUGAACUACUCAUGUUAGAGCAGAAUGAACUACUCAUGUUAGAGCAGAAUGAACUACUCAUGUUAGAGCAGAAUGAACUACUCAUGUUAGAGCAGAAUGAACUACUCAUGUUAGAGCAGAAUGAACUACUCAUGUUAGAACAGAUUGAACUACUCAUGUUAGAGCAGAAUGAACUACUCAUGUUAGAGCAGAAUGAACUACUCGUGUUAGAGCAGAAUGAGCUACUCAUGUUCAGCGCCAUGGAGUAA
This is a messenger RNA of Biomphalaria glabrata, 1773 nucleotides long. RefSeq names its product protein artichoke-like. Lineage: Eukaryota; Metazoa; Mollusca; Gastropoda; Planorbidae. The coding region runs from base 1 to 1773 and encodes 590 amino acids. The transcript has a single exon. The record is from RefSeq and is a predicted model, not a curated record.